AAUUAGCGAGAGCAAGUGUGAUUAUCGGGAAGAGUUCGAAAGGAUGGCGUCACCAUCUCGCCGUCAUCUUGUGCAUGCCAUGGUUUUCGGCUUACUAGCAAUUAACGUGGCGGCCAAUAUUUAUGAUAAUGAGGAACCUCCUAGGCCACCUCAUGAUCACGAAGACCCACCAUUACCAUAUAAUCAUAAAAACUCUCUAUUUCUGCCAUCAGGAUUUCUUCAUCGAGGAACACCGCCGCCGCCGCCUCGAUCACCACCACCUCCAAAUAAGAAGAAAACGCCCCCACCACCUCCAAAAAAGAAGAAAACACAGUCACCUCCACCACCAGCAAAAUCUCCACCCCCGCCACCACGAGCAAAGUCUCCACCUCCGCCACCAUCAGCAAAGUCUCCACCAUUGCCAUCAGCUUCACCUCCGACCUCAUCUUCAGCUCCCAUUUUACCUCCAUUGCCUUCUUAUAUUUCUCCAGUUACAUCCCCUUCAAAAGUUCCACCAAUCCCAUCCCCAACCCCAUCCCCGACAUCAAAUUUAUUUCCAUCUCCUCCUUAUACUUCACCAGCAUCCCCUCCAAGAAUUUCACCCAUUCCAUCACCAUCACCAUUUCCAUCUCCUAAUUUAUCUCAAUCACAUCCUCAUACUCCUCCAACAUCCCCUCCAAAAGUUUCACCAAUUCCAAUACUAUCCUCAUCCCCGCAUCCCAAUUUAUCUCCAUCCCCUUCUUAUACUUCACCAAAAAUCUCACCAAUUUCACCACUAUCCGCACCCUCAACUCCUAAUUUAUCUCCAUCACAUCCUCAUACUUCCCCGAUACCCACUUCAAAAGUUUCACCAUUUCCAUCACUAUCCCCAUCUUCGCAUCCCACUUUAUCACCAUCACCUUCUUAUACUUCUCCAAAAUUCUCACCAAUUUCACCACUAUUCGCAUCCCCAAAUCCCAAUUUAUCUCCAUCACAUCCUUAUACAUCCCCGAUACCCCCUCCAAAAGUUUCACCAUUUCCAUCACUAUCCCCAUCCCUGCAUCCCAAUUUAUCUCCAUCACCUUAUUAUACUUCUCCCAAAAUCUCACCAAUUUCACAUCUAUCCCUAUCCCCGAAUCCCAAUUUAUCUCCAUCACAUCCUUAUACUUCCCCAAUACCCACUCCAAAAGUUUCACCAUUUCCAUCAAUAUCCUCAUCCCCACAUCCCAAUUUAUCUCCAUCGCCUUCUUAUACUUCUCCCAAAAUCCCACCAAUUUCACAACUAUCCCCAUCCCCGAAUCCCAAUUUAUCUCCAUCAUAUCCUUAUACUUCCCCGAUACCCACUCCAAAAGUUUCACCAUUUCCAUCACUAUCCCCAUCUUUGCAUCCCAAUUUAUCACCAUCGCCUUCUUAUACUUCUCCAAAAAUCUCACCAAUUUCACCACUAUCCCCACCCCCAACUCCUAAUUUAUCUCCAUCACAUCCUCACACUCCUCCGACAUCCCCUCCAAAAGUUUCACCAUUUCCAUCACUAUCCCCAUCCCCACAUCCCAACUUAUCUCCAUCGUCUUCUUAUACUUCUUCUAAAAUCUCACCAAUUUCACAACUAUCCCCAUCCCCAACUCCUAAUUUAUCUCCAUCACAUCCUCAUACUCCUCCGACAUCCCCUCCAAAAGUGUCACCAUUUCCAUCACUAUCCCCAUCCCCGCAUCCCAAUUUAUCACCAUCGUCUUCUUAUACUUCUCCAAAAAUCUCACCAAUUUCACCACUAUCCCCACCACCAACUCCUAAUUUAUCUCUAUCACAUUCUCACACUCCUCCGACAUCCCCUCCAAAAGUUUCACCAUUUCCAUCACUACCCCCAUCAUCGCAUCCUAAUUUAUCUCCAUCGCCUUCUUAUACUUCUUCAAAAAUCUCACCAAUUUCACCACUAUCCGCACCCCCAACUCCUAAUUUAUCUCCAUCACAUCCUCAUACUUCCCCGAUACCCACUCCAAAAGUUUCACCAUUUCCAUCACUAUCCCCAUCUUCGCAUCCCAAUUUAUCACCAUCACCUUCUUAUACUUCUCCAAAAAUCUCACCAAUUUCACCACUAUUCGCAUCCCCAAAUCCCAAUUUAUCUCCAUCACAUCCUUAUACUUCCCCGAUACCCACUGCAAAAGUUUCACCAUUUCCAUCACUAUCCCCAUCCCCGCAUCCCAAUUUAUCUCCAUCUCCUUCUUAUACUUCUCCCAAAAUCUCACCAAUUUCACAUCUAUCCCUAUCCCCGAAUCCCAAUUUAUCUCCAUCACAUCCUUAUACUUCCCCGAUACCCACUCCAAAAGUUUCACCAUUUCCAUCAAUAUCCUCAUCCCCGCAUCCCAAUUUAUCUCCAUCACCUUCUUAUACUUCUCCCAAAAUCCCACCAAUUUCACAACUAUCCCCAUCCCCGAAUCCCAAUGUAUUUCCAUCACAUCCUUAUACUUCCCCGAUACCCACUCCAAAAGUUUCACCAUUUCCAUCACUAUCCCCAUCUUUGCAUCCCAAUUUAUCACCAUCGCCUUCUUAUACUUCUCCAAAAAUCUCACCAAUUUCACCACUAUCCCCACCCCCAACUCCUAAUUUAUCUCCAUCACAUCCUCACAUUUCUCCGACAUCCCCUCCAAAAGUUUCACCAUUUCCAUCACUAUCCUCAUCCCCGCAUCCCAAUUUAUCUCCAUCACCUUCUUAUACUUCUCCCAAAAUCCCACCAAUUUCACAACUAUCCCCAUCCCCGAAUCCCAAUUUAUUUCCAUCACAUCCUUAUACUUCCCCGAUACCCACUCCAAAAGUUUCACCAUUUCCAUCACUAUCCCCAUCCCUGCAUCCUAAUUUAUCACCAUCGUCUUCUUAUACUUCUCCAAAAAUCUCACCAAUUUCACCACUAUCCCCACCCCCAACUCCUUAUUUAUCUCCAUCACAUCCUCACACUCCUUCGACAUCCCCUCCAAAAGUUUCACCAUUUCCAUCACUACCCCCAUCCCCGCAUCCCAAUUUAUCUCCAUCGCCUUCUUAUACUUCUCCAAAAAUCUCACCAACUUCACCACUAUCCCCAUCCCCAUCCCCAAGUCCCAAUUUAUCUCCAUCACAUCCUUAUACAUCCCCGAUACCCCCUCCAAAAGUUUCACAAUUUCAAUCAUUAUCCCCAUCCCCGCAUCCCAAUUUAUCUCCAUCGCCUUCUUAUACUUCUCCCAAAAUCUCACCGAUUUCACAACUAUCCCCAUCUUCAAAUCCCAAUUUAUCUCCAUCACAUCCUUAUACUUCCUCGAUACCCACUCCAAAAGUUUCACCAUUUCCAUCACUAUCCCCAUCUUCGCAUCCCAAUUUAUCACCAUCGCCUUCUUAUACUUCUCCAAAUAUCUCACCAAUUUCACCACUAUCCCCAUCCCCAUCCCCGAAUCCUAAUUUAUCUCCAUCACAUCCUUAUACUCCUCCGACAUACAUUCCCAAAAUUUCACCAAUUCCAUCACAUCCUUAUACUUCCCCAAUACCCCCUCCAAAAGUUUCACCAUUUCCAUCACUAUCCCCAUCCCCGCAUCCCAAUUUAUCUCUAUCGCCUUCUUAUACUUCUCCCAAAAUCUCACCGAUUUCACAACUAUCCCCAUCUUCGAAUCCCAAUUUAUCUCCAUCACAUCCUUAUACUUCCCCGAUACCCACUCCAAAAGUUUCACCAUUUCCAUCACUAUCCCCAUCUUCGCAUCACAAUUUAUCUCCAUCGCCUUCUUAUACUUCUCCAAAAAUCUCACCAAUUUCACCACUAUCCCCAUCCCCAUCCCCGAAUCCUAAUUUAUCUCCAUCACAUCCUUAUACUCCUCCGACAUACCCUCCCAAAAUUUCACCAAUUCCAUCACAUCCUUAUACUUCCCCGAUACCCACUCCAAAAGUUUCACCAUUUCCAUCACUAUCCCCAUCCCCAACUCCUAAUUUAUCUCCAUCACAUCCUUAUACUCCUCCAACAUACCCUCCAAAAAUUUCACCAAUUCCAUCACAUCCUUAUACUUCCCCGAUUCCCCCUCCAAAAGUUUCACCAUUUCCAUCACUAUCCCCAUCCCCAACUCCUAAUUUAUCUCCAUCACGUCCUUAUACUCCUCCUACAUACCCUCCAAAAAUUUCACCAAUUCGAUCACAUCCUUAUACUUCCCCGAUUCCCCCUCCAAAAGUUUCACCAUUUCCAUCACUAUCCCCAUCCCCAACUCCUAAUUUAUCUCCAUCACAUCCUUAUACUCCUCCGACAUACCCUUCAAAAAUUUCACCAUUUCCAUCACCUCGUUAUACUUCUCCUCCACCCCCUCCACCUAUCCUCAAAUCUUCGCCUCCUCCGUGGUUUACUCUUCCUCCCUUCUUUUCCUUUAAAUCCCCGCCACCUCUAUCUCAUUCUCCCCCUCCACCUAUCCUCAAAUCUCCACCUCCUCCAAGGUUUACACUUCCUCCCUUCUUUCCCUUUAAAUCCCCGCCACCUCCAUCUCCUUCUCCCCCUCCACCUAUCCUCAAAUCUCCACCUCCUCCGAGGUUUACAUUUCCUCCCUUCUUCCCCUUUAAAUCCCCGCCACCUCCAUCUCCUUCUCCCCCUCCACAUAUCCUUAAAUCUCCACCUCCUCCAUGGUUCUUUUUGCCUCCCUUUUUCUUUAAAUCCCCACCUCCUCUAUCUCCAUCACCUCCUUCAUCAAAUAAUUAACCUCCACCUCGUUGAAAAAUAUCUUACUAAAUUGAUUAUAUAUGGUUAAUAAUGGCAGUGGGUUUCUUCGAAGAGACUACAUAUUAGAUAAUGCAUGUAUUGAAAAUGUAAUCAAUUGAAGGAAAGUGGAUUGUAUCAAUCAUGCCAAAAUAAUAUCAUAUAACUUUAGUUAUUGUAAUAAUACAUGGAUAAUGUGGAGGAAAAUAUUAUGUUUGUUAAAAAGCAUUAUAAUACUAAAUGAAUGUCUUUUAUUACGAUAA
Populus trichocarpa (black cottonwood) is the source of this 4911-nucleotide messenger RNA. RefSeq names its product vegetative cell wall protein gp1. Bases 44 to 4651 code for a protein of 1535 amino acids. The transcript has 2 exons. NCBI's taxonomy places the organism in Eukaryota, Viridiplantae, Streptophyta, Magnoliopsida, Malpighiales, Salicaceae. Gene Ontology annotation, molecular function: DNA binding; nuclear receptor activity. Gene Ontology annotation, biological process: regulation of DNA-templated transcription. The record is from RefSeq and is a predicted model, not a curated record. Gene Ontology annotation, cellular component: nucleus.